Talaromyces stipitatus ATCC 10500 is the source of this 2261-nucleotide messenger RNA. RefSeq names its product C2H2 finger and ankyrin domain protein, putative. Lineage: Eukaryota; Fungi; Ascomycota; Eurotiomycetes; Eurotiales; Trichocomaceae. The record is from RefSeq and is a predicted model, not a curated record. The transcript has 2 exons. Bases 1 to 1929 code for a protein of 642 amino acids. Gene Ontology annotation, molecular function: protein binding.
AUGGCGGACAGCGGUUCACAGACUGAGGCCUUGUUGAAAGGUCCUCUUUACGUUUAUGACCUCCCCUCCAAGAUCUUGGAAAACCUGACGCUCAAAUCCCACGCGCAACCGAUCGCCACUCCUCCAACUGACACAGUCGCUGCUACUGCCCACUCUUCUGACCGGGAAACUGUGAUCGCAACAUCGAACUCAUGUACGCUCUGUCAAAUAUCUUUUCAAAAUGUGCAAGAACACCGUGACCACGCCCGAUCGGACCACCACCGAUACAACGUCAAGGCCCAACUGAGGGGUAAUCAACUGCUGAAUGAAGCGGAGUUCACCAAAGCUAUUGGAGAAAUAGACGAGUCGAUAUCCGGUUCAGAAAGCUCAGAGUCCGAUGAAGACGAACCCGAACCUCAUGCGUCUGAUUCUAAUUUAGUGGCGCUAUUAAAAAAACAGGCAAAAAUCUCGCAAGAAGAAUCGACAGUUCCACAGGAGAGGAAUGCCUUGAACAAACAACCCAUAGUGUGGUUCUCUAACCCUGACCUCCCUCAAAAUACAGCUUUGGGAGUAUACAAAGCGAUUUUCUCAAAUAAGGAACAGGACAAUCUGGAGCAUAUCGUGGAUGCCUUGCGAAGAAAGCAACUGGAGCCCAUCAAGCGGGUGAAUAAUACCGACAAGGCUUCUUCAAACCAAGGGCCACAUAUAUUCAUGUGUAUGAUAGGCGGUGGGCAUUUUGCUGCUAUGAUCAUCGGACUUGCUCCUGAAAUACAAAAGCGACAAGGGGGUAUCGAGGAGCGUCAAGCCAGAGUACUUGCGCACAAGACAUUUCAUCGUUAUACAACACGUAGGAAACAAGGUGGCGCACAGUCGGCUAACGAUGCGGCCAAGGGUGCUGCACAUUCCGCUGGUUCAAGUCUAAGAAGAUAUAACGAAGCUGCGUUGGAGAAUGAUAUUCGCACUCUCCUCAAGGACUGGCAAGCUAUGAUUGAUACGGCGGAACUCAUAUUUGUUCGAGCCACAGGAAACACCAACCGUAAGACAUUGUUUGGCUCAUACGAAGGACAAGUUCUUCGAAACAACGAUGCUAGAUUACGGAGCUUCCCAUUUAGCACACGUCGUGCCACCCAGGCGGAACUCAUGAGAUGCUUCAAGGAACUCACUCGAGUCAAAGUGAGCCAAAUUGAUGAAACGGCUUUGGCAGCUGCGCAAGCAAAACCACGCGAGACGAGUACAAAGCCUGUCAAACCAGCUCCACAGCCAAAGGCACCAAAGCUGUCCGAAGAGGAGGAGGCUGCAAUGCUACAUACCUCACAAAUACAGGCACUUAUUCGUCGAUCAAAGGCGCCCGCCCUCUUAUCCUACGUCUCAAACAAUGCCAUUCCUCCAUCUUUCAGAUUCUUUCCCGCAGAUGCACCUCAGAACCAUCACGCGCCUACUCCACUCCAUCUUGCUGCCAACUCAGAUUCCCCUGCUCUGGUAAUUUCUCUCUUAUCGAAAGCCAAAUUCGAUCCCACUAUGAAGAAUAGCGAGGGGAAAACGCCAUUUGAUCUUGCUAGAGAUCGUGCCACCCGUGAUGCAUUUCGAGUGGCGAGGCAUGAAUUGGGAGAAUCAGCCUGGGACUGGGAAGCGGCACACGUGCCGUCCCCGAUAUCUCAAGCUGAAGUAAGCCAACGUCAAGAGAAGGAGAGAGAGGAAGCCACCAAAGAGGAAGCAGAUCGUCGCAAAGCCGAGAUAGAACGUUUGAAGGCGGAAGAGGCUGCUAAUGUGGCUGCGGUAGAGAAGCGGAAGAAUGUCGGUGGCAGGAAAUUAGCUUCGUUGGACAAAACAGCCACAGAGAAGCGGGAAGACGAAAUGCGUGGUAUGACGCCUGAAAUGAGGAUGAGGCUAGAAAGGGAGCGACGUGCUCGAGCUGCGGAGGAGAGAAUUCGCCGUAUGCAAGGCAGUUGAGCAGCCUUUUGAUGAAUUAUUUUCUUCCCAAGCAGGUACGCAGCAAGUGCUAGCUGCGUAUGAUGCUAUCCGAUGAAACCGAGUCGCAAUCUGUCUGCGAUGGUAUAUCUGCGGGCGUCAAACUUUGGACCUUUUGUCCUGUCUGACAAAAUAGAGGACCUUCAGCCUCAGCAGAUUGCGUCAAAUGCGUAUAUUUGAUAGCUACAUCACUUUUGAGCUCUGCAGUGUACAUAGCAGAGUGUCCUAAGAUGAUAUUUAAAUAGUGAACUAUCUAGAGAAUAUAUAUUUGAGGAAGGGGUCUGCCCACGCUCCGCACCUUCCUCGUCUAUCAC